This is a messenger RNA of Phycodurus eques (leafy seadragon), 1341 nucleotides long. RefSeq names its product mucin-5AC-like. The transcript is spliced from 4 exons. Lineage: Eukaryota; Metazoa; Chordata; Actinopteri; Syngnathiformes; Syngnathidae. Bases 1 to 1341 code for a protein of 446 amino acids. The record is from RefSeq and is a predicted model, not a curated record.
AUGACCACUCCUGCUCCUUCUAGAGUUAUGGCUCCCACAACCACCUCACCUCUUACCACGAUGAGCACUUCUGCUCUAACUCAUUUGCCCACAACCACAUCAGUCCCUUCACAAACUACAUCCUCUGUUCCAACCACAACUUCUCCUUCACUAGUGACCACAAGCUCUCCUUUGACUACAUCUCCUGCAGUGGCCACAACCCCUCUUGCACCUAGCACAAAUACUAUUCUUUCUCCAACCACAACUACAUCUGCUGUACCCACAACUCCACCUGCCUCUAUGACUGUUUCUUCAACUGAAUGUCUGGUGCAAACCAUCGCCUCUACUCUGACCUUAACUUCUAUUGGAACCACAACUGGUGCAGCCUCAACUACCAUUACAACUCGUGCUCCUACUACAACGAUGAUUCCCACAACCACCUUCUCUUCUACCACGAUAACCACUGCUCCCCCAAAAGAAAGUCCUGUCCCCGCAACCACCUCAACGCCUUCACAAACAUCAACCACAACUUCUGCAGCUUUUGUCACAACUAAAUCUUUGACCACACCUGCUGCAGUCUCAGCAACCACCUCAUCUACAACCAAACAUCUUGUACCCAAAACAGCUUCAACUGUUUCAAGAACCACAUCAACCUCUCCUAAAUGGGUCAGAACAACCUUUGCUUUGACCACACCGACUGUAGUGUUGACGACUGCUUCUAUUUCAACCGCAACUACAUUGCCCACAACCUCAUCUGUUGUACCCACAACUCCUGCAAUCUCAACUACACUUUCUACAAUUACGAUGACGACAACCAGCUCAUCUCCUAUUGCGAUGACCAAUGCUGCUCCAACCACAACCAACUUUGCUAGCUCAUAUUCUGUUGUACCCACAACUGUACAAGCCACUACUUUAGUCUUUCCAACCCCAAAUCCUGAGCUCACAACUGACCCAGCCCUCUCACAAACCACAAUCAUUGCUUCAACCACUUCUCCUGCAUUGGCCACAACUACUGCGCUGCCCACAACCCUUCCUUUCCCUACCACAAAGACUACUCUUGCUCCAACUACAAUGCUGAGAAUCACCUCUGCUACAACCUCAUCUUCUGAUAAUGAUACUUGCUUUUGUCACAACUACAUCUUUGACCAUGACUACUGCAUUGCCAACAACCACCUCAACUCCUACCACAAUGACCACUCUUUAUCAAACCACAACUACAAUGCCUGCAACCACAUCUGCGGCUGCAUCCACAAGUCCUGUACCCACAACCACCUCUACUACUGGAACCACAAUUGCACCACCAGCCACUACGUGGUCUCCGACCACCAGUCCUGUGCUCACAACCACAUUGGCUCUGACUAA